Molecule: messenger RNA, 3534 nt
Organism: Mya arenaria
Lineage: Eukaryota; Metazoa; Mollusca; Bivalvia; Myida; Myidae
Product: chromosome-associated kinesin KIF4-like
Exons: 19
Coding region: 53-2158 (701 amino acids)
Biological process (GO): mitotic spindle organization; microtubule-based movement
Molecular function (GO): ATP binding; microtubule motor activity; microtubule binding
Source: RefSeq, a predicted model, not a curated record
AAUAGUUGUUUAUUUACACGGGUACCUUGGAAAAGUUGUCAAAUUGGACAAAAUGCCCGAGUCUGUUGCUAUAAAAGUAUAUGGCCGAUGUCGACCAUUCAGUCCAGAGGAGAGCAAGAAGGGCCAGAAGGCUGGAGUAUCCACCUCUGGAGAUAAAGUGGUGCUGCUUGGAGGCAAGGAACAGAGCUUCAGUUUUGAUGGUGCAUACCCACCUGAGUAUACCAAUUCGCAGAUAUACAAGGAGCGAUGUGAGACGCUGGCCCAGAGGGCUCUCGAGGGCUACAAUGUCACGAUGCUUGCUCUCGGAGGUCCCAGUUCAGGAAAAUCCAUGCUGAUGUCAGGAACUGAAGAGGACCCGGGAAUAAUACCUCAGUUCACUCGCAGCGUGUUUGAGAUGGCCAGUCGACAGUCAGGAAAGGACUUCCUCAUCAGUGUCUCAUAUCUUGAGAUAGCUGAUGAGAAGAUGACGGACCUCCUGAAUCCUCAUACCAGCCCGAUGAACAUCCGACAACAUCCCACCAAGGGCAUCUUUGUAGAUGGCUUGUCUGAGCUGAUAGUGAAGAGCGUAGACGAGGUAAACCAGUACUUUGACCAGGGCAGUAGGGCCCGCAAGAUGGGCUCUACUGACAUGAGAGCCCACCGCCCACGGGCGCACGCCGUGUUCACAUUGGUGAUUGAGCAGAGGGAGAGGCAGUCAAGCAAGGUCGGGCUCCGGUCUGUAGUACACCUGGUGGAUGUUGCUGGACUUGCCCCACCCUCCUCAUCAGACCCUGAUGUCCAGGCUGGCCUGAUGGGAAUUCAGGAGGUGUUAAAUGCUCUGGGUGGGCCCAGAAAGGGGGCUGCCAUCCCAUAUAGGGCUUCCAAACUCACCAGGUACCUCCAGGAGUCUCUGGGAGGUAACUCUAUCACAGUGAUGUUCGCGCUUGUCUCCCCUGUCGAUAAGGCCCACCAGGACAAUCUGAACACUCUCACCCUCGCACAGUACGCCCAUGCAGUCAAGAACAAGGUCAAACUCAACCUGGAUGAGACAAACCAGAUAAUCUCAGAGCUGCGUGAAGAGAUAAGCCGUCUGAGAGACAAGCUGGCGUCCACUUCUGAGCCCAACAGGGAUGAUGUCCUGAAGAUGGAGGAGUUGGUAAAGGACCUGCAGAUUGCAAAGAAGCAGACGUGGGACGAGAAACAGCGGGCCUCCACUCGCUCUGAGGAGGAGAGGAAACUUAAUCUUGCCAAUAAGGGUAUUCUGGAGUUUGUGAUGGACAGUGGAAAGAAGGGGAAUAAAGAGGUUCAAGACAAGAUACAGGCCCUGCAGAGGGAAAAAGACCAGGCCAAUGCUGCUUACAAGGAUAGGCGAGCUACUGUAGAUAGACUGAAGGCUGAACUCCAGCAGAAAAUAGCCCAAUACUCCAAGAUGGCGGAAAAAGGAAAGGUGUCAGAGUCAGAGAACAAAGCACUGGUGACGGCCAUUCACAAGCUGAAGGAGUCGCUGAAACAAGAGACAGACAAGCUCAAAGUGCUCAAACAGGCCCUGUUGGAUGUACAGGAGAGACAGAACAUGGAGAAACAAGGAGCAAAGUCACAGAUGUCCAACAUGAAGGGCUCAGCAGAACUUCGACAGAAAAUUGAGCUUGAGGAGCGACACAGAUUGGAAGAGUCCAACAAAGGUCUUGUGAAGGAGGAGCUGGACCGAGUGAGGCUCGAUGUGGACGCAGAGAGGGCGGAGAUCCAGAUGCACACGUCCAAUGGGAAGACAUACUCGGCCAAGGAAGGCGAGGAGCUGGAGGUCAAGGUGUCUGAGAUGAAGGCAGAGAAAUCAGUUGUAACUCUGAAGCUGCAGUGUGUGGAGCAGGAGAAGGCUCGUAUGGCCAGGGAGUUGGAGGAGGUCCACAGGCUGCACAAGGAGGAGAUGGAGCUACAGCAGUUACAACACUACCAGACAUUCCGUAACUACCGAGAGAUGUUUGAGGAGCAGAAAGCGGCCAUCGAGCAGCGUUACCGCCACCUGCUAGAGGACUCUAUACAGGAUGCCAUCUUUUUGUCCGCUCGCAACAAUGAGCUCAUCACAGAAAACCAGGACCUCAAACUACAAAUCAAUGAGAUGAAGGAUGUUGUGACCAAGCUGGGGGGCCGCCUGCCUGCCUCUGUGGAAAACCCCAUGUAGAAACCUACCGAACAGGCACACGAUACGCACGCUGAUGGGAUAUAAACUGUCUCAUGAACUCUGAACGCACUUUGAUCAUGCACUUGUUACUUAUUCAUUUUGUGGAGCGGGUAUUUUGAUUACAUUUUGGUCUUGCCAUUGCAUUUAAAUCAAAUUGUUUUUAUUUUAAUUAUAAAUUCGUCAACUACAUGAUUGAAUCUCAGUAAAAAAGGAUAAAAGAUGAUUCUUAUUGAAAAAUUACCAUUGUGCAUUUAUCAAGCAUUUUUCCUUCAUGUAAAAAGACAUAUUUUUAUACAAGUAAAAACAAAUAGAGAAUUCAUUUACAAGAGUAGCAAUUAUUAUAGUGUAUUGCUUUUGUAAGAAUAUCUAUAAGAUUGUAGUUAUAAUGUAUAUUUGAAAUGUGUUGCAUAACAAUAACAAUAAUAUGUUAUUAUUAAAUAACAAUAUAUUAGUUUUCUUUCUUAAUCUUAUUUUUUUGUAGUGUUUUGUAUCUUAACUGUUUACACAUACAUGAAUUUCUUGUAUUGUUAUGCUGCAAUGUAAAAGUCCCAGUUAAUCAAAAUUAUUGUGAUACAAUAAGUUCUUCAUUCCAGUGUUAUGCAUUUGCUUUUUCCAGAGAUAUUUAUUUUUGUUGAUGUGUUUAUAUCAUACAUUGAAUGCUGGACAUUCAUCUUUUUGUAGAGUUUUAUAUGUACUUCUUUCGGUGAAUUAAUAACUGUCUCCGUCCUAUUAACUUUUACCUAGACUUGAAAACUAUACUAAUCUUCCAUGGCCGAGAGUGUAAGAUAGGUUUAUUCCGACCCGAGCAUAGGUUUUUUUGCGGAAACAAGGUUUACAGAGUUUCCGCAAAACACCCUGCACGAGGGUCGGGAUGAACCCAUCUUACACGAGCGGCUAUGGUAGAUGCUUUUUCUCCUACCUCAGUUAAAAAAAGUUAAGUAAUAAUGCAUUUUGUUGCUGGAACUCUUUUGUGCUAAGUGAAAAUAAUUGCGUAUGGAUAUGCGAUAAUUCGUAGUUUAUUAUGUUAAUAGUCAAAUCGGUCUUUAAAUAGUUCGGAAAAGAGUGAAGCAUUAUUUCUUAAAAGGUGCGUGAAAACUGUUUUAGGUGACAUUUGAAGUGAGAAAUAGUUAAUUAGCGUUCUAAAUAUUGCCACAAGACAAGGUUUCCAUGAUGCUACAAACGACUAGACUUCAACAAGGGAGGUAAUUACAAUGUGGCGACCAUUAAAAAGGAGUUCCAUACGGGCAUUUUAUCUUCACCUGUUGGCAAGAUAAGAAUUUCUAGCAUGGUUAAAUUAUUGGAUCUACUUAUCUGAGGUGGGAGAAUAACAUAUCUAUGCAUUUAUUGAUGAGUUAUAUAUUAACAAAUAAAACUGU